AUGUCUUCACCUUUGACCAUCGAUUUUUCGGGAAAAUGCGUCAUUGUAACUGGGGGUAACCGCGGAAUUGGACUCGCGUAUAGCCGCGCUCUCGCUAAGGCUGGUGCCCGAGUGGCAAUCGUCUACAGGAGUAACCCAGAUGCCCCUAAAGUCGCUAAAGAGCUUCAAGAGGAAUACAAAGUCAAAGUCCAGGCUUACAAGUGUGACGUCACCAACGCUGAGCAGACAGUUAACACUUUUGCUCGCAUCGACAAAGAACUUGGCCCCGUCACAGGUCUUGUUGCAGUGAGUAGAACCGUUUCCCGCCAGAUGAUGUCUCAAUACGAUCGGUUUGAUCACAGAAUGCUGGGGUUUUCUGCCGUGAAGCCUGCUUUCGAUCUGACUACGGAGGAUUUCAAUAAAGUGUACGGUGUCAAUGUCCUCGGCGUAGUUCAACAGCGCCGUGGCUGCUGCAAAGUAAGCUCCACCAUGCUUUGGAAAGGCAAGGACUUGAAGAACCUUUCGAUCGUGAUCACGUCCUCCAUGAGCUCGCAGAUCAUUAACCAAGCUUCGACAAACGAACCCUUGACACAGGUCUUCUACAACUCCUCCAAGGCCGCCGUCUCCAACCUCACAAAGGGGUUGGCUGCUGAGUGGGCUAAACACAACAUUAGAGUCAACGCAGUGUCUCCCGGCUAUGUGGAAACGGAUCAAACUCGUGAUUUGCCCAGAGACGUCAUCGACUAUGAAAGGCAACACAUUCCCUUGGGAAAAUUCGGUCGUCCCGAUCAGAUCUCAGGCCAGGCACUUUUCCUCUUGUCUGAGCAUGCCAGUUACAUGACUGGCGGGGAGCAUUUCGUUGACGGCGGCCAGCUUAUCUGGUAGAUUCACUUGCCAUCGUAAGGGAGUCGUGAUCAAUGGCGCGGCUUAAGAGGGAGUGGUUCAUUACAAUGUAUGGAUGUAAU
Molecule: messenger RNA, 944 nt
Organism: Suillus subalutaceus
Lineage: Eukaryota; Fungi; Basidiomycota; Agaricomycetes; Boletales; Suillaceae
Product: NADP-dependent mannitol dehydrogenase
Exons: 8
Coding region: 1-864 (287 amino acids)
Cellular component (GO): intracellular anatomical structure
Molecular function (GO): oxidoreductase activity, acting on NAD(P)H, oxygen as acceptor
Source: RefSeq, a predicted model, not a curated record